AUGUACGACUGGUAGAGAAGAGAAGAUACAAAGAAUCUCCUGAGACAUGAUAUAAGCGAAAAAAACAAAAAUGAUAAAAGCCAUAGCAAUAAUAUUAAAUAGAAUGGAAAUAGUGCUACUCCUUCAAAAUAAAAAUAGAACUACCCUAUUCAUCAUUUAAAUAUUAGCUCCAAUAUAUUUAAUACGGAUUCUAAAAAUGUAGAUAUUAGUGCAGAAAAGAAAAUUAGGUCUCGUAGUAAUAAAAAUUAUGAACACUCACCUAUUUUUGGUUAUGAAAGAAACAAAACAGAAAUGAAUGAUAAUUCAUCUGCUAAAAAAGACAAUAAAGUAGGAAAGACUCGCACAAAUAACACAUUUACCUCUUAAAUAUUCAAACAGGAAGAAAAUUAAUUUGAAAAUCAAAGCGAAAUGCAAUAGAAUAAUGAAAAAUAUCAAAACUAACAAAAAUUCAAAAAUAGAAAUGCAAGUAAUAAAAGCUAAAUAGUACUUAGCCAUAAGGAGAAUAACGAUGAUCAAACUUAUAAAGUUUUUUAGUAAAAGAAGCGCAUUACUUAAAAUGAUAGCAACAUAUUCAAACCUCUUACUCCAACAUCAGCGAGGUAAAAUUAAUAUAAAAUUAAAGAUCAUUCAACUGCUGAAAUUUUUGGAGAAGAACCUCAAGAAUGUAUAAGAAAACCACAUCCAAAGCCAUUUGAACCAACAUACAGCCAUCGUCAAGAAAGUCCUGCUUAAAAAAAAAUAAUGCACUUUUAUGCAAGCAGGGAUAAUAAUGGAGAUGUAAUUCCAAUAUCAUCUCGCGUAGAACGUUGCCAUACAUCUCAUGAAACUAGAGAAUCAGGCUAAAAUAGCUUUUUAUCAAAUAACUAGAAAUAAGGUAUAAGUGGUAGUACAAGUGAAGCAGUAAUAAGGAAUUAUACACCUUAAAUGAAAAAGCAAAUGCAAAUUUUAGGUAGUUUUAGUAAGUACAAUGAACCUUAAAUGAUCAAUAAAAACUUAAAGGAAGUAGAAAAAUACAAAAAUGAAAUACGUAGCGGCAACGAUGAAUGGUGGAAAAAAGUAGAGAAGGCUAAAAAUAAUGUUGACUGUUUUCUUAGCAAUAAAUAAAUAGCAGAACAAUAAAAAUAUAAAUAAUUAAAGAGUGAUUUCUUUGAUGAAAUCAACAAUUAGAUUUUUGGAGGAACUAAAGAUAUAAAUGAUCCUAAUAGUAUUACAGCUGAAGAAAUAGGAGUACGUCCUUAAGUACCUUAAUAGCAUUAAUUGCAAUAAAAGUAGUAAAAAUGGUAGUUAGAUAAUACUAAUGAAGAGCAAAGACGUAAAGACCAACAAUACAGUGACCUAUUUGGCUAUGGUUAAACAUAAGCACCCCAGAAAAAUUAGAAAUAAGAUGCAAUCUUCCCAGCUAAUUUCAAAAGCAGCCAAUACGACUCUAUUAAAUUCAAAACAGAUUAUCCCAGUGCAAAUAUAUAAUAUUAGAAGAAAAAUGAGUAAUCAUUUUAAGAAAAGCAUAUAUAAAGUAAAGAAUAAAUAAACAAAGUGGAAGAAAAUAGCCAGCAAGAAGAUUCUGAAAAAAUAGGUUUAAGUUAGCAUUCAGAUUAAAGAUUCUAUGCAAAUUUAAGUAGUUGCUUAGAUUAAAGUGGAUACAGGAAUAACUACAGUAAAAAUAAUACAUGGAAAGAGGAAAAGAAUCUUAAAUUUGAUAAAUAUCAAGUUAAUUAAAAAUGCUAAGAGGAUUAACAUAAUGUAUCAAUUAAUUUUGGCUGUCCUAAAAAUGAUGAAGGAAAAAAUCAAAGAAUUAUAGAAAUAGAUUUCAAAAAUCUUUCUGAUAAAUUUGACUAGAGUGAAUUUAAGCGUUAUUGCUCAAGAAAAGGCAUACACUUAGUAGAUUUCUAAUAUGAUUUCAACAAACUUAAUAAUAAAAUAGCUGGAACAGGCUAACUUAAAAUAAGAGAUAUGCAUUAGGAUACAAAUAACAUUGAAAAUGUAAAGGAUCAUCUUCGUCAAUAAGGAUUAGUUAUAAAAAGCAGUAGAGUAUCUUUAUCAACUCAAUCAUUUAACUAUAACAGUGGAACUCAUAACCCCCAUAAAAAUUAAAUGCUGCAACCAGUGGAGUCUCCAAAUUCUUCAUUCAAUCCUAACAUUACUCCAUAGCAAAGUUUACAAUUGAAAGGAAAGGUAAAUAAAAAAAAUUAAGAAAGCAAAGGAUUUAAGCUUUUAGUCACGAAGAAGAAAUAACAAAAUAUUGAAAGUGAAACUUAAAAGAACUAAAUUAACUAAGGAAAUAUUUAACAGAACUCGAAAUUAUAUGAUACUGCAAGAAGUGAAAUAGAUACUGCUAAAAAAGUUGUAGAAAAUCACAACUGGAAGAAAGCUAUAGAUGGUGUUUCAAAGGAAAAUAAAAAAAAUCAAGAAAUAAGGGCUAAAUCAGCACUCAUCAAUAGAAAAACUCCAAAUAAGGAAUGA
Messenger RNA from Tetrahymena thermophila SB210, 2460 nucleotides. RefSeq lists its product as hypothetical. NCBI's taxonomy places the organism in Eukaryota, Ciliophora, Oligohymenophorea, Hymenostomatida, Tetrahymenidae. The transcript has a single exon. The record is from RefSeq and is a predicted model, not a curated record.